Molecule: messenger RNA, 1484 nt
Organism: Episyrphus balteatus (marmalade hoverfly)
Lineage: Eukaryota; Metazoa; Arthropoda; Insecta; Diptera; Syrphidae
Product: opsin Rh6
Exons: 3
Coding region: 285-1394 (369 amino acids)
Biological process (GO): phototransduction; visual perception; G protein-coupled receptor signaling pathway
Cellular component (GO): membrane
Molecular function (GO): G protein-coupled receptor activity
Source: RefSeq, a predicted model, not a curated record
CUUGACUGAGUCCUUCUGGUAAUCCCAGAAUAUAAGUUAAUUUAUCUAAUUAGUUCAUAAUUAGAUUUAAUAUCCUGUCGAAAUGUCACUUAUAAAAGAAUGAAGAUUUCACAAAUUCAUUCAAACGAAAAGCGGUGUCAAAGCCGUAAACAAUAUUCACAAAAAACCUUCACUUAAGUGUAUCGUCCUUAUUUUAUUUAAAUUUAUAUUUCGGAUAUGAAAAGUUAGUAAUUCAUGUUUUUAUUUUGUGCUCUAAUAUAAAAACAUAAACAAUCGCCGCAAACAUGGACAACUACGGUUACCCUGAAUUCAAAAGAUUCAACGACAGGAGGAAUAUUUCCCUGGCCGAAAGUGUGCCAGCGGAAAUAUUCCACAUGAUCGACAGCUAUUGGUAUCAAUAUCCGCCAAUGGAACCCAUGUGGUUUGGUAUCAUUGGUUUUGUGAUAUCAGUGCUCGGUGUAAUGUCGUUAACGGGUAAUUUUGUUGUGAUUUAUGUUUUUACAUCGGCGAAAACUCUUCGAACUCCAUCAAAUUUGUUUGUUGUCAACUUGGCUGUAUCGGAUUUCUGCAUGAUGUUUACAAUGUUUCCACCAGUUGUUUUGAAUGGAUUCUAUGGAACUUGGAUAUUGGGACCGUUUUUGUGUGAAUUAUAUGGACUUUUUGGAUCGCUGUUUGGUUGUGUUUCGAUAUGGACUAUGACAAUGAUUGCUUUGGAUCGAUACAAUGUUAUUGUUAAGGGUAUCACAAAGGCUCCAUUGAAUAUUAAAGGUGCAAUUCUAAGGUUGGCGUUUAUAUGGACCGUUUGUGGAUGCUGGGCUGUUGUGCCAUUGUUUGGAUGGAAUCGAUAUGUUCCUGAAGGAAACAUGACUGCAUGCGGAACUGACUACUUUGCUAAGGAUUGGUUUAAUAGGUCGUACAUUCUGGUUUACUCAACAUGGGCCUAUGCUAUCCCAUUGACACUCAUCAUUUACUCUUACUAUCAUAUCUUGAAGGCUGUCCGAGUUCAUGAAGCUGCUAUGCGCGAACAAGCUAAGAAAAUGAAUGUCCAAUCUCUUCGUAAUGAAGGUGACAAAGCGAAAUCUGUUGAAAUUAAGCUUGCCAAAGUAGCUUUGUGUACAAUUGCAUUGUGGUUUGUUGCAUGGACACCCUAUUCGAUUAUCAACUACGCAGGAAUCUUCAAUUCAUUGAGUUUAUCACCUUUGAGCACUAUUUGCGGAUCAGUGUUUGCAAAGGCAAAUUCUGUUUGCAAUCCAAUUGUUUAUGGAUUAAGUCAUCCAAAAUACAAACAAGUACUUAGAGAAAAAAUGCCAUGGCUGAUUUGCGCAGAUCCACCAAGUACUGCUCAAGAUACCAAGACUCAGGCAACUACGGAAAUGACAGAAAGUACAGCUUAAUUUUGAUUAUUUUUAAUAAUAAUAAUCAAUUGUUUAAGUUUAAGUAAUUUAAAUUAGGUAUAUUGUUCCACUUAUAUAUAGAUAAUAAAA